Chionomys nivalis (European snow vole) is the source of this 3456-nucleotide messenger RNA. RefSeq names its product serine/threonine-protein phosphatase 4 regulatory subunit 1-like. Bases 103 to 2919 code for a protein of 938 amino acids. The transcript has 21 exons. The record is from RefSeq and is a predicted model, not a curated record. Gene Ontology annotation, biological process: protein dephosphorylation. Lineage: Eukaryota; Metazoa; Chordata; Mammalia; Rodentia; Cricetidae. Gene Ontology annotation, molecular function: protein phosphatase regulator activity.
CCCAUCCCAAGAUGGCGGAGAUCCCCCUGUACUUUGUGGACUUGCAGGAUGACUUAGACGACUUGCUUCCCUAAGUGAGGAGGACAACUGGUGAGAGCAGAGAUGGCUGUGAGCGCAGCUGUGUGUGCGCCCGCUGCUGGCGGGGACAAGCCAGAUGGAUUUGAAGAUUGUGGUCCAGACUGUGACAACAGGAGGGUCACGGCUUUUUUGGACAUCCCUGGCCAUGAUAACCUGCCCCUGCUCACUCGCUUGGAAAAGCACGCGUUCAGCGAGAAUGUCUUCAGCCGUCAGAUUGUCGCCAGAGGACUACUGGAUGUCUUCCGGGAUGUCAGCCACAGUGACAAGGACAUACUGGCAGUCAUGGAGGUGGCAGUCCGACUGUCAGAAGAUUCAGAGCCCACAGUGCGAACUGAGCUGAUGGAGCAGAUCCCGCCCGUCGUUGCUUUCUUACAAGAAAGCAGAUUGGAUUUUCCUAUGGUGGUCUCCCAGUACCUCGUGCCUGUUAUAGUGCGGUACCUCGUGGAUCCAGACAAGCAGGUCAGAAAAUCCAGCCAGGAGGUGCUGCUGGCUCUUGUGGAGCAAGGUCUAAUUUCCCAGUGCGACAUCGAAGGCAGAGUGUGUCCCAUUCUGCUGGAGCGCUCUGCUCCUGACUGCGAUGAUGAGUGCAGAACAGAGGCCGUGAGUAUAAUCUGCAGAAUGGCGUCCAUGCUGAAGAAGAACAUAGUUAAGCGCCUGCUGCUGCCUCGGUUCUGUGAACUGUGCAGCGAUGGGAAACUCUUCCAAGUUCGAAAGGUAUGCGCCACGCAUUUUGGUGAUAUUUGUCAUGCUGUUGGACAAGAAGCCACCGAGCAAUUUUUGAUACCAACGUUUUUUGAGCUCUGCUCCGAUAACAUGUGGGGGAUGCGGAAAGCAUGCGCAGAGUGCUUCAUGGCUGUGAGCUGCAACACCUCCCCUGAGGUCCGUAGGACCCAGCUCUCGCCCCUCUUCAUCAGACUCAUCAGUGAUCCCUGUCGAUGGGUGCGCCAAGCGGCCUUUCAGUCACUCGGCCCCUUUAUCUCCACGUUUGCAAACCCAUCCCAAGCUGGCCUGUCCAUUCGGGAGGAUGGCACCCUGAGCAUCAGGCCAUCGAGCCAAGAGGUGGACUCUGGGUUUGCCUCUGGACCACCCAGGCCCACCAGUUGCAGUGCAGACUCCUCAAACAGUCCUAAAGCAGCACUGCACGUGGAGCCAGACCUGCUUCCAGAAGAGGCCUCGGUCAGGACCGGUCACCGGCAUGACAGCAGCUCCUCCGCAGUCACAGCAGAGAGCCAGCCACGGAGCUGUUCUCCAACCUUAGCUGAGAGGACUGGGGCUUUCCCAGAGCUCCCAGGGGGCAGUGGCUGCCUCAGCAACAGUGACCAUGAAGCAGGUCCAGGGACUUCUGAGGACACAUUCAGUACUUUCCUGUAUUGGCGAACUCCUCUGCCUGACAUAAGCAAAGAAGUGGAGCUGCUUCUGAGUGGGGCUGGACCCCUGGAAGAGAGCCACAGUGGACCUGAGGCUGCAUGUGACAGCUGUGUGGCCACAAGCGAAAUCCAGAAAGUCCUGCAGAGUCUGCAGGGGCAUUUGCUGCAGGACCCAGACAUUCAAGCUCAAGUUCAGGUAUUAUCUGCCGCACUGAGAGCAACGCAGCUCGACUCCACUCGUGAACCCGAGGGCAGGCAGACAGAAGGUCUAAACGAAGAGCCCGUUUCAGAUCCCAGCCCUGUCUCCGACAAUCAUAUCCUCCUGUCGGCUUCAUCAUCUCAGAAUGAGCUCUCCGUGGCCAGGAUAUUACAGAGCACAGAUCAAACUGAGCCUCAGAAUAGAAGCAGUGAGCACCUGGAGAUGGAGCAGAGGCAGGGACCUCCGGCACUUGAGGAGCACAGAUCUAAAGUACAGGAUAUAAUCCCUCAGCCUCUGCUUGACCAGUUCGUGUCCAUGACUGACCCAGCUAGAGCCCAGACUGUGGACACUGACAUCGCCAAGCACUGUGCCUACAGCCUCCCUGGGGUGGCCCUGACCCUCGGCCGGCAGAACUGGCACUGCUUGAAGGACACAUAUGAAACUCUGGCUUCUGAUGGUCAGUGGAAGGUCCGGCGGACCCUCGCCUUUUCCAUUCAUGAGCUGGCAGUGAUUCUCGGGGAUCAGUUGACAGCAGCCGACCUGGUUCCCAUCUUCAGUGGGUUUUUAAAGGAUCUGGAUGAAGUGCGUGUAGGAGUCCUUAAACACCUGUAUGACUUCCUAAAGCUGCUCCAUGAGGACAAGAGGAGAGAGCAUCUCCGCCAGCUGCAGGAGUUUGUAGUGACCGACAGCAGCAGGAACUGGAGGUUCCGAUACCAACUAGCAGAGCAGCUGAUCCUCAUCUUGGAACUCUACAGCGCCAGCGACGUGCAUGGUUACCUGAGGCACGUCGCCCUGAAGUUAUGUGCAGACAAAGUUUCUCAAGUGCGCUGGAUUUCCUUCAAGCUAGUGGUGGCCAUGCUGCGGAAGUUCUACUCCCAUGGCGCGUGUGCUCUGGGGCUCAGUUUCAUGCAGGAGCUCAUCUCCAGGUUCCGGCACUGCCCUAAGUGGGGUGGAAGGCAGGCUUUUGCCUGCAUCUGUCAGGCUGUGGUCAAUGAAGAGUCUGUUCCUGUGGACCAAUUUGUGGAGCACUUGCUUCCCAGCCUCCUGAGUCUGGCAUCUGAUCCUGUGCCAAAUGUGAGGGUUCUGCUGGCCAAGGCCCUGCGGCAGACACUGCUGGAGAAGGCAUAUUUUAGAAAUGCCGGGAACCAUCAUCUUGAAGUUGUUGAAGAGACUCUUUUGGCUCUGCAGUCUGACCCGGACCAAGAUGUUUCAUUUUUUGCUUCCCUAGAACCAAAGAUGCAGACUGCAAUAGACACCACUAUACUGGAAAAGUAAAACCACACACAACCUUGUCAUGGGUGCACAGGGAUGGCUUCAGUGUACACAUGCCUGUCACUUGAAGGGGAUCCAAUUGUAUUGGAGCUUCUGAAGGAGGUCUAUUUCAGUUGAUAGGGCAGCCCUAUGCUUCCCACCUGUGCAGACUUGAUCCUUUGCAGUUUAGAAAGGUUGUGGAUCUAGGCACCAAUGAGUCUCUGGCUUCCACACAAUCAGCUGUGACCAGCCGUUUGUGUUUUAGGAGAGACUGUGUUACUUAAACUCCCCCUCCCCCCCCCCCCCCCGCCACCAGAGUGUGGUAUAGUUUGUUCAUAUCUGUAACCCCAGCACCUAAGAGGCUGGGACAGGGAGAUCAAGAGUUCAAGGUCAAUCUAAAGAAUUCCAGGCCUGCCUAUCCAAGGAAACCAUACGUAAAUACAGCUUCCCUUGCCAAUAAAGUAAUUUAAUAAAAGCUUGUAUGUUUUCUCUGGGCUUGCUGCCCUAAUCCUUUCUGAGAAAAUGGAGUUCAUGGCAUUGUAUUUAUCUCCAGCUGAAAUA